AUGCGAUUAUGUGUUCUAUUUGGUACUUGUGGUUCCUCUUUUUGUCGUGUUUAUAGUCGCACAGUAUCUCAUUGCCGGCCACAAUCCCAAUCAAAUCCCUAUUCCCUUGAACAAUCAACCAUUCGGAUUUCCCAUUACAACUAGGGUAAUCAUGCUCUUCAAUACAGUUCAAUGCAAUUCAAUUCAAACUUCAGGAUGCCCGUCAGCCGUACGUCUACAGCACUCUUCCCUCUUGCGACGAGCUCACAGUCGAUCCACAGUUGAAUUUGACGAUGGAAUGGAGGAAAAUGAAAGAGUGCCAAUUCUCGCUUCUUCAGCGAUUCUUCGGAAAUCCCGAAAGUGUCCUCCCGAACUUUGUAUCAGUUUUGUACGUUUGUGAUGACGUUUCUGAAGUGAGUAGGAUUAUAAUUAAAGAGUUUUUAACUGCCAGAAGGCCAUACUAUGCGGCGCUGCCCAAAUGUGUAAGUGACAAAGAGCCAUCAAAGAUUUUGAGUUGAUUUUCAGCGAGCAGAAACUGUACUUCUGAAUCUGGGAAUUGAGGAAGACGAUUCUGUUGCGCAGAAAAUGAAAGAAGCUGUCGAGAAUCUGAAACUCUACGGAACAAGUCCAAAUGGAAGAACUAGCAACAUUUACGACAAAGUGUUCCCAAUCGCGAUUGCCCAAAAUGAUAGUGAUGUGAGUGUGAUCACCGAGAAUGGGGAGAUUGGAAGAGAGUCGAUGAAAGCAACCGGACUCGAGAAGUUUCUGAAAACAGAGUUGAACAAUAUGAAGUUCAUCGAUAUUCUGUGGAUCAACUUCGAGAAUGGUCCAUUCGAAUACUGGAAGUUUGUCAAUCCGGAUGAACUUUUCGACAAACUCGGACUAACUUUGUGUCAAAUCGGAGUGGAAAUGAGAUCAGAUCAGCACCAGAACUUCUACGCGUUCAUGCUCUCCGUGCUCAACAAGCGCCGGUACAUUUUCCUGAAACCGACGACGAACUCAGACGAAUCUGUGGUGAGGGUCAUACUGGUUAACAUUGUGAAUAAGGAGUGCUAUCGAAAGUACGUUUUGUAA
Caenorhabditis sp. 36 PRJEB53466 is the source of this 1053-nucleotide messenger RNA. The record is from the annotation of a GenBank genome assembly. Lineage: Eukaryota; Metazoa; Nematoda; Chromadorea; Rhabditida; Rhabditidae.